Cicer arietinum (chickpea) is the source of this 2043-nucleotide messenger RNA. RefSeq lists its product as uncharacterized. Gene Ontology annotation, biological process: meristem maintenance; meristem development. Lineage: Eukaryota; Viridiplantae; Streptophyta; Magnoliopsida; Fabales; Fabaceae. The record is from RefSeq and is a predicted model, not a curated record.
UGUUCAUUGGGAGGUGAUAGAAUUCCCAUGGAGGUUACUCUUCAAUCACCUUUUUACUUGGUUCAAAUUUGGGUGUGGGAGAGGUUCAAAAAUUUGCAACCACAACCACAAUCCAUGUUGAUCAACCAUGGAGACCCUUUAUUGUUUAGGUGGCAUAUGGUUAAGGAUUUGAAUAUUGACAAUGUUAGGUUGGCAUUAGACUUAGCUAUGGAUGAUUUUCUUUGGCGUCCAUAUGUUAGAUAUGGCGAUAAGUGUGGAAUGUUUUAUCCAAAUGAUGAAAUUUGGAUACCAUUUAAGAAAGAUUUGGAUAAAGAAAUAUUGUCAUUUGUUACAUGCUUGAGAGUUUGUGAGCUUGUUGGAUUUGGCUCUACAGAGCAAUAUCUCCCUCAUAGAGUUGCUAUGCAAUUUGGAAUGGAUCAAGAUGUUCCGGCUCACGUGCCUAGAUCCAAUUGGACCAAAGCCGUUGCUUGGGAAAAUUACUGCAGGCCAUUUUCUGAUAGAAAUUUGUACUUUCCUUCUAGAUUUUUUGAAGCAGAUGUUACCGAUCGUUAUGCAAAGUGGUGGAAGCAAUCUGUAUCGGGUUGCGACGAUUUUGUUAAGAAUAUUGUGCGGCGGAAGAGAAGUGCAAGUUCAAGAAAACAUAGACCUCAUGGAGGAAAAGCUAACAAAAGUGGUAACUUUUUUCUGCAAAGGAAAAGUGGUAAUGAUCCUGACGUUCCACCUGGAUUUCCUCCCAAACUUGUCGACACUCUUACUUUCGGAAAAUUUUGUGUUGAUGAUUCAAAAUCUAAAACUAGGAAGGCUGAUGAUUUUUAUGCUAAUGUUCACUCUAAAAAUUUUGUUCAUAAUGGUUUGAAAGCUGUUGAAAAUAUUGAUGUUGAUGAGGAUUGUAAGCCUUUAUUGGAAGAGUACAAGUGUGGUUGCACAUCAAAUCAAUGUAAGCAUUUAUUCAAUCAAUGUUGUUCAGCCUCUUCAGCAGAUUAUGUCGAUUUCAAAAAGAUAUUACCAAUGAAAAGACCAGUACCUAAAGGGAACAAUGAACCUUCAAUAGGAGGUUUGGAGAAAAUUGUUAAAGAUGCAAAUGGGAGCAAAGAAGUGACUCAAGAUACUAUCAGAAACAAUGUCUCUUUGUCCGACAAAGUAACUGUUGUGCAGGAUGAUGUUCGGUUUCGUUCUGAUAUGGCUGCUCAAGCAGAAGCUAACGAAGCGAUUGAAGAAAGGGAAAGAAAAGAAAGAGAAGAAAAAGAUGAUGAAGUUGUGGUUUUGUUAAAAGAGAAAUACUUGAAGAAUCAAGAAGAAAUCGAGCGUCUGACAAGACAACAGGAAGAAAUCCUGCGGUAUAUGGAUUUGAGGGAGAAGAAGGAUGAAGAGUUGAAGCAACUCCUCGCUAGUGUUCUAAAGAAUGAACAACCACCAUCAUGUUCUUAAAACUUCAUUUUGUUUUGAAACUCUCUUUAUCAAACUCAUGACAGGGAUGACCUUUUCAUUACCCUCUCUAUUUUGUUGAUAUAACAAACAAGGAGAAAGUAGUAACAGUUUUGAUGAGUUAGCAUAUAAGCAUAUGCUUUUAUUAUCUGCUAUGCUUGUGUUAUUUAUCUUUAGUAGUAGUAUUGGCAUCACUAACUCAUAUUUUGCUAUGCUUUUAUAAUUGAGAAAGUCUGGUGUGAUAAAGAAUAUGUAAUGAAGUGCAGAAAAAAAUGACCUGAAGUGAUUCUAACCUACCAAUUUUUGAAUUAAAGCCAAUAGAGUAUAUAUCAACACUUGAUGGAGCUUAUAAUUCUCUUGUACAGCUAAAGACCAAAAUUCCUAAAUCUUGAAACUGUGGUACAAAAAUCAGUAUACCACCCGAGUGCAUAUUGGUAUAACGGUGAGUUUAUCAGAAUUAUAAAAGUUAGAUAUGGUUUAGGGUAAUUAGAAGCUAGUUAUGAUAAGGUAGAAUUUUAUUAGAUUAGUUGCAUUAAGAGUACUAGAUAAAAGGGUAUUAUACUCUAAUUGUAUCAUAUUUUUUCAUAUUAUCAUUUCGAGCUUUAUAUUUCCUUUUAA